Molecule: messenger RNA, 2556 nt
Organism: Phlebotomus argentipes
Lineage: Eukaryota; Metazoa; Arthropoda; Insecta; Diptera; Psychodidae
Product: probable serine/threonine-protein kinase DDB_G0268078
Exons: 6
Coding region: 510-2528 (672 amino acids)
Biological process (GO): protein phosphorylation; intraciliary transport; cilium assembly
Cellular component (GO): cilium; cytoplasm; nucleus
Molecular function (GO): protein serine/threonine kinase activity; ATP binding
Source: RefSeq, a predicted model, not a curated record
GGAUGGGAUUUUCUUAUAAUCAACAAUCUGUAAAAUUUGAAGAGAUUUUCCCUGUUCUUAUCCAUAAUAUUGGGGCUAUGUUGGGAGUGAUGGUGUGAUUUUGGUGGCGCGCGGUGUAAAUCUCAAUUUGGCAACUAAUUUAAAACUUAAGCAUAAUUUAUGUUCUACGUGGCGACCCGCUUUUUUUUCCUACGUACGCAAAGCAUUUGGGGAUUCAAACUUGAUUCUCCAGCAAUUUUGCGGAUGAAGCCAUAAAGCAUAAAUCCAUGGGAAGACACAGUGAAUCUGCGGGAAUCUUUGGUAUUUGCGCGCCCCCCACUUGUUUUUCCUCCCUCUCAACCCUCAUCGAGAUGCUCAAUAUAUGUGUUUUUCCACCCCCUCGCGCGCGCCUCAUCGCAGUCGGAGCUACAAAUUUUAAUGGUGAGACGGUGAAAUGGACACUCCUAUGAGAGACAUAAAAUAAUGGUGAAGAAGCGCGGCGGUGUGAGAAAAAGCAAUAUAGUGAAAAGAUGAAUCGGUACAUAACACUAAAUCAACUUGGGGAUGGAACUUAUGGAACUGUUGUCCUCGCACAGCGAAAGGACACGGGCGAGAAGGUGGCCAUUAAGCGAAUGAAGCGAAAGUACUACUCGUGGGAGGAGGCGAUGAAUUUGCGAGAGGUCAAGUCGCUCAAGAAGCUCUCGCAUGCAAAUGUGGUGAAAUUGCGCGAGGUGAUCCGCGAGAACGACAUUCUCUACUUCGUGUUCGAGUACAUGAAGGAGAACCUGUAUCAGCUCAUCAAGGAUCGCGAGACGCACUUCCCCGAGGCCGCCAUUCGCAAUAUGCUGUACCAGGUGCUGAAUGGGCUGGCCUUCAUGCAUCGCCACGGGUUCUUCCAUCGGGACCUCAAGCCCGAGAAUCUGCUGUGCUCCGGACCGGAGCUGGUGAAGAUUGCAGACUUUGGCCUCGCGCGCGAGAUCCGAUCGCGUCCGCCCUUCACGGACUACGUGUCCACGCGAUGGUACCGCGCGCCCGAAGUCCUUCUGCACUCCACCAAGUACGGCGCGUCCAUCGAUCUGUGGGCAGUCGGAUGCAUCAUGUCGGAGCUCUACACCUUCCGGCCCCUGUUCCCGGGCACCAGCGAAGUGGACCAGUUGUUCAAGAUUUGUUCCGUUUUGGGAACACCGGAAAAGGAUGACUGGCCCGAGGGUCAUCGAUUGGCGGCCGCCAUCCACUUUCAAUUCCCAGCAUGCUCAAAAAUUCCCAUUGACUCCAUUGUCAGUCGUGCCACAGAUCCAGGCUUGCAGGUGCUGGAGGAUUUCCUCCGGUGGGACGCAGAGAAGCGACCCACGGCCCAGCAAUCGCUAAAGUACGCGUACUUUGAGCUGGCCAAGCCCCGGCCGGCGAGUCCUGUGCUGUCCAACUAUCGCACAGUGCCGUCCUCCACCGUCUCCCAUGGAGACCAAUCCCUCGAGAACUGCAUGAAUGUCACACAGCUGCUGCCGAAGCAUCCCAACAACAACCACGAGGAGCUGAACAACCACAGAAUGUUCUAUCUGAACAACGAGCCGAAGAAGGUGGUGAAAGUGGCGCCGAAUGUCACGGCGACGAAGGAGCACGCCGGAUCGACGGUGCAGCUGAAGAAUAGUGUCAACAGCGUGAAUGGCUUCGGCCCGACCAUUGGGCACAAUGGUGAGAUUAAUCUUCUCGGGAAUUACAGUCAGCGCAAGAAUUUGCAGCAUGCGAAUGCCGGUGGCAACAAGUACACCUUCAACAAUGCCUAUUCUGGCAUCAUUGUGAACACGAAAGCCACCCCGGGUGGUUUUUACCUCCAUCAGCAGCCAAUUGACGCCAUCCUUGACGCAGACACCGGCGAUGCUCCACGUGUGUACAAUGCCUUCUCCAAGCAGCGCAAUGUGAUGCCACUGGUGAAUGGCGACGCAGUAAAUCAUCAUCCUGUUGUGACUUUCAAGUCCAAAGGGGUCAUUCCGACAAAUAAGUGGAACAUCGCCGUGGGCCAAGACGAAGGGGUGGAUGACGAUGAUGAAUUGGACAGGAUUCUCGGGAGCAAGAUAAACACGAAGAGAGUUCGAGGGGAUUAUCAGCAGAAACCUCUGUCGUCGAUUAAGCUGGAGGAUUUAUUUGGGACGGUCUCUUUGGGGAAGGACAGCAGUACCUCCAAGUAUCCCAACACCGUUCCACUGGCCAAAUCCAACAGCUAUCGCAAUAAUCUCAUGCUGAAUGGACUAUUUGAGGACGAUGAUGGACGUAGUGUGUCGAAAAGGAGUCACUAUUCCAAUCAUCACCAGGAAUUUGUGGUCAACAAUCGAAACAAGUCCUUCUUGAGUCAUCAACCUUUCCGAGCGAAUGUGUCCAAUGAAUACCAUAUCAAUGGGGGCGGCGGAAAGACUUUCCCGUGGGAGGAGAGCGGCCGCAUAAGCGAUGGUAAAGGUCUAAGUUGGAUUGUUCGUGAUAUAACUUUCGAGGGCGGCGCGGCCAAGAGCAACAACAUAAGGACAGACUGGACAGCAAAGUACCUGAAUAACUGAAGGUGGAUUGUUGCAAAUUGACGAAAAU